Molecule: messenger RNA, 631 nt
Organism: Sitophilus oryzae (rice weevil)
Lineage: Eukaryota; Metazoa; Arthropoda; Insecta; Coleoptera; Curculionidae
Exons: 3
Coding region: 62-631 (189 amino acids)
Source: RefSeq, a predicted model, not a curated record
AUUGUACUUAAGAAAAAAAAUUGUAGCUUGCUUCUUACGACUACUGCAUAGAACUGCAAAUAUGGAAAGUAAAGUGGCAGUUUUAGAAAAGCGCUUGGAGUGUCUGAGUAAAGGACAGAUAGAACCCGUCAAAGAUGAAACUAUUGACAAAGAGCGGAAGGAGAUGGAAACUUUGGUACCACUACCGGUAUCCACAGUUGAAGGGCUAAAAUUAUUGAAUGAUACAUUGAGGACAAACAGUCGUUACUUCACAUUCCUUCGACUUUUCAUGAAGGAUGCAUGUCCAGUACCGAAUUUGAAAGAUUUUGACUCCAAAACAAUCCGUCAAGAAUUGCAUAAAGCGAUUAAUCAUAUUUAUUCACACAUAACGACCAAUGAGUUAGCUUCACAGUAUAAUAUGUUUGGGCGCCGAAACAGCCCAAAUGGACCACUAAAAGAAGGAUUUGUACAGUUUAAGGAACUCCUUACUAAUAUACAUAUAUAUGUUUCUAAUAUUACCUUUACUAUUUCCGACGGGGCUAUUGGUGAGUGGUUGCGCCAAGCAGUCAACCGCCUGGAAGUAAAAAAAGUAUUAAAAAAAAAGAAAAUGGCUGAGAAGAGGGCUGCAGUAUCACAGGCUGAUGGGAAAUAA